This is a messenger RNA of Cydia amplana, 976 nucleotides long. RefSeq names its product chymotrypsin-like protease CTRL-1. Lineage: Eukaryota; Metazoa; Arthropoda; Insecta; Lepidoptera; Tortricidae. Gene Ontology annotation, molecular function: serine-type endopeptidase activity. Gene Ontology annotation, biological process: proteolysis. The record is from RefSeq and is a predicted model, not a curated record. The transcript is spliced from 7 exons. The coding region runs from base 17 to 976 and encodes 319 amino acids.
UUCGUAAACAAGGAAAAUGAUACAGAAACUAGUUUUUGUGCUAACAGGACUGAUGUUAGCUGAAGCCGACAUCAAGGCAUACAGCGACGUGGACUACCAAGCCGACGGGGCCCAGCACUUGAGAUGGGCUGUGGAGGUCUACGAUUAUUCCCACGGAGAACGACACCACAAGUGUGGGGGGUCGCUUGUCACACCUACAGCAGUUAUAUCAGCGGCUCGGUGCUUCUGGGGCAAAGGGGAGCAGCUCCCCGCCUCCGGGUUCGAGGUGGCGAGGACCUACCAAGGGUUUGGUAAUGUUUGGCAGAUGGCGAAGAAGUCCAAAGUCCGCACAAUCCACCUUCAUCCGUCGUACCAGGACAGCGCAGGUCGGUACGCAAACGACAUUGCAGUGCUGACGCUCACGGACCCGCUGCGCGGCGUGACGCCUAUAUGCGUCAGUUUCAACGAAGACCUGGAGAAAAGGCAGUUGACUGAAGGCAACUUCGGUCGGAACAUGGGCACACUACAACUGGCCGGCUAUGGGCUUCCCUCGCCACUGUUCACGGCUCUGGAGGUGCCCUAUGUGUCGCGGGACCUCUGCGACCAGGGGGAGCCCUACUACAGGGAACAGCUCACGGACGACAAGAUCUGCACUGGAUUUAAACCAGGUCCCGGCGACAGACCAGAGUCGCUGAUCUGCCGAGGCGACCACGGCAGUGGCCUGGCGUUCUACAGCGGUACAGAGUGGAAUGCUGUACCAUACCUGCGUGGUGUAGCGUCCACACCCUUCCCUGCCCCUUCUGAACCUUAUGGGACAAUUAGCAGUUGUUCGACAUACAAGUACGCUGCGUUCACGCGCGUUUCAUCGCACCGACGGUUUUUGGAGCAACAUCUACCCGGAUUAGAGGAUAAGUGUGCGCAGUACUACAGAACUAAUAAUGCUGACGGCAACGUCGAAUGUAACUGUCAUUGUAACAAUAAUGCAACUGGUACUUAA